AUGACAGCCGGAGGUUGUUUUGGUAUCCAAACGACAAUGUUGUUCGGUCGUAAAUCAUCAACCAAGUUGCAGCCUGUAAAAGGGCAAGCAUCGCCUAAAGUUAGCAAGAAUAGCAAGCAGGAUGUUAAAACUUCUUCUUCUUCACCUAAACCUUCCUCUUCUUCACCCAUAUCGAUUAGAUCAUCUAAGUCAAUAUUAUCGGGGAGCACAUCAUCAAGACGUGUUUCUUCGCCUAUAGGCAUGCUCAAGAAUGUUUCCAACAAAGAAGCUAAGAGCCCCAAGGCAAGCAGCUCACCUAAAUGGACUGGUAAUUUCAUUCUUAUGGUGGAGCUUCGCAGGAAGAUCUUUACCUUUAGAGACAUCAUUGAUCUUUCUUCUCUUGACGGUUCACCUUCCAUAACCGAUAUGGUGAUGCAUACAAUGAAAGAUCUCCAGAAACUUUGUCCUGAGAUCAUCCACAGCUCACAUAUCUCGGAAAUUAGACGUGCAAAUGUCGAUAAGGUUCUUGACCAUUUCUUUAAUGCUUUGAAAUCCAUUGGAGAUUCCUGGAUUGAUAACCCCGAGUGGAUAGCUAAAUCUAAGUAUUGGAGUAGCAGCGUCGGAAAGAACCAGUCUGAUCGACUAGUGGAAAAGGUGUUAGCUGCAUUAGAUGGAUUGAUUAAGAUGUCUAAAGAGAGGUUUGAUAUGAUGGAGAUUGAUGAAGAAGAAGAGAAGAAAGAAGCCACUAGUCCACGGACAGCUAAAUCCUCGAGCAGUCGAGUUUUAUCGCCAUCUGAUUCAUUCUCCGAUAGCAAAUCAUCAUUCGAUAGUAGAAACUCGUUUUGCGGGUCACCAAUUACGCCAAGAUCAGUUCUACCAGAACCAAUGAUGGGUUCACCGGGAAGAGUUGGGGACUUUGCAAACUCUGCGUCACAUCUUUUGUGGAAUAUGAGAGUUCAAGCACUUGAGAAGCUUAGUCCUAUCGAUGUUAAGCGACUUGCUAUACACAUUUUGUCACAGAAAGAAGCUCAGGAACCAAACCAAAGCAAUGUAGAAGCUGAGAUUAGUGUUGUUGAAGAGUUCAAGCCAAAAAUGGAUGAUAUAGAGAGCAUUGAUGUGAAGAUGGAGACAGAAGAAUCUGUUGUUCUUGAUAAAGAUAAAGAUAUUAUCAUGAAGAUAGCUUCACUGGAUUCAACAUCUGAAGCCAAACUUAAUCAGACAGAAAGAUCUGUAGUUGCUCCGGAACCUUUGCCACCAUCGCCUCUUCCUCCACUAUCUAUUAUUAAAACUGCAUCUUUACCUUCACAGCCACCACCUCCUCCCCCUCCUCCUCCGUCACCACCACGUAUUUCUGACACGGCAAUACCAACGCCACCUCCUCCGCCACCAGCAGUUAUGCCUUUAAAAGGCGCUGCUCCACCACCUCCCCCUCCACCGCCUCAACCUCCAAGAACUACAGUAGCCCCACCACAGCCCCCUCCGCCUCCAGGAACUGCAGCGGCACCAACACCGCCUCCUCCUCCGCCAAUGCAGAACAGAGCACCACCGCCACCACCAAUGCCUAUGACAAACAAUGGAAGAUGUGGACCACCGCCUCCUCCACCUCCUAUGCCUCUAGCUAAUGGAGCAGGACCCCCACCGCCACCACCUCCUAUGGCUAAGUCAACUGGAGCAGCAGGGCCGCCUCCGUCACCACCUCGAAUGGGUAUGGCGAACGGAGCAGCCGGUCCUCCACCCCCACCAGGAGCAGCAGGUCCACCGCCCCCUCCAGGAGCAGCAAGAAGCUUGCGUCCCAAGAAAGCAGCUACAAAACUGAAAAGGUCAACCCAAUUAGGUAACCUUUACAGAAUCCUUAAAGGGAAAGUAGAAGGGCGUGAUCCUGCAGCAAAAACCGGUGGCGGAGGCGGAAGAAAAGCUGGAACUGGAAGCGCUCCAGCUGGUGGGAAACAAGGAAUGGCUGAUGCACUUGCUGAGAUCACAAAGAAAUCUGCAUAUUUCCUGCAAAUACAAGACGAUAUUGCAAAGUACAUGAAGUCAAUCAAUGAGCUGAAGAUUGAGAUCACUAAGUUUCAGACUAAAGACAUGACUGACCUUCUUAGCUUCCACGCCCGCGUAGAAUCAGUUCUUGAAAACCUAACUGAUGAGUCACAGGUUCUUGCCCGAUGUGAAGGGUUUCCUCAGAAGAAACUUGAGGCAAUGAGAAUGGCAGCUGCAUUGUACAAGAAGCUUCAUGGUAUGAUCACCGAGCUACAGAACUGGAAGAUAGAAGCUCCUUUGAAUCAGCUUCUAGAUAAAGUCGAACGUUACUUCACAAAGAUCAAAGGAGACAUUGACACUCUUGAUCGAACCAAAGAUGAAGAAGCCAAGAAGUUUCAGAGCCACAACAUCCACUUUGACUUUAAUAUACUUAUUCAGAUCAAGGAGACAAUGGUUGAUAUCUCAUCAAGUUGUAUGGAACUUGCAUUGAAGGAAAAGAGAGAAGAAAAGCUUGUGUCGCCUGAUGCGAAACCGAGCUUGAAGAAGGCAGUAGGUAGUGCUAAAAUGCUUUGGAGGGCAUUUCAGUUUGCAUUCAAAGUCUAUACAUUUGCCGGAGGACACGACGAUCGCGCUGAUUCCUUAACCAGAGAGUUGGCUCAUGAGAUCCAAACUGAUCCUGAGAACCCAUGAUGGUUCCAUCGUUCAUAUCAUCAUCUUCACAAGUUAUACUAACUACUAUACUCCUUUUUGCCAUUUUUAAAAAACUUAAAAUAUAUCCAAUAUAUUCGAUACCAAAUGAUAAAAGAUUUUAUGUAUAUGUAUAAAACUUUAACUGUUGUUUUGACUUUUGAGUUUGUAAUUCCGAAGCCCCCUGAAAAAAAAAUAGGAUAUAGAAGUUUCAUGGGAGCUUGGAGAUGCAGAGUCUUUUGAUAGAAAGGCUCUCCAUAAACCUUUGUGUUAUGUAAUAUUGUUUUUUUGCUGUUAUAAACAUUUUCUUUCUUAA
Molecule: messenger RNA, 2959 nt
Organism: Camelina sativa (false flax)
Lineage: Eukaryota; Viridiplantae; Streptophyta; Magnoliopsida; Brassicales; Brassicaceae
Source: RefSeq, a predicted model, not a curated record